Messenger RNA from Silurus meridionalis, 4309 nucleotides. RefSeq names its product kinesin family member 4 (gene kif4). Bases 241 to 3993 code for a protein of 1250 amino acids. Lineage: Eukaryota; Metazoa; Chordata; Actinopteri; Siluriformes; Siluridae. Gene Ontology annotation, biological process: microtubule-based movement; mitotic spindle organization. The transcript is spliced from 31 exons. Gene Ontology annotation, molecular function: ATP binding; microtubule binding; microtubule motor activity. The record is from RefSeq and is a predicted model, not a curated record.
AAGCUGCUGCAUCUGUAGAGGGGAAACAAAAUGGCGGCUUGUGGUGUUUAGUAGCUGGGGGUUUAUUUUAGAUGACAGGAGCCGCCCGGAGUUUUGUUCUUCUUUUUCAUAGUUUUUUAUUUUAAUUAUACUGCAUUCAAGUUUGUUUUUAAGUCCCGUUGAAGUCAAAACGAUUCUGACGGAACAUUUGGAGAAAGUUUGCUCCAGUGAGGCGUCUUCAACAAAGCGGUUUCUCUCAGAAUGACGAAGGAGGAGGAUAAAGUGAUUCCGGUUCGUGUGGCUCUCCGCUGCCGUCCUCUGGUUCCUAAAGAGCUGAAUGAAGGAUGUCAGAGCUGUUUAACCUUCACCCCUGGAGAGCCCCAGGUGGUGGUGGGUAACGAUAAAGCUUUCACGUACGACUACGUGUUCGAUCCGAGUACGGAGCAGGAGGAAGUGUUCAACACGGCCGUGUCUCCUUUACUCUCAGGCCUUUUCAAAGGUUAUAAUGCCACGGUGCUUGCGUACGGUCAGACCGGCUCGGGGAAGACGUUCUCCAUGGGAGGUACCUACACGUCUGCGCAGGAGGAUGAGCCCAUCGUCGGAGUCAUUCCCAGAGUGGUCCGGAAAAUCUUUCAGGAAAAGGACAAGAAGCCAGAGUGCGAGUUCCUCCUCACUGUUUCAUAUCUCGAGAUUUACAACGAAGAGAUUUUGGACCUUCUGUGUACCUCAAAGGACAAACCAGUUAUCAGCAUCAGAGAAGAUCCAAAGGAAGGCAUCAAAAUUGUAGGUCUGACUGAGAAGGAGGUGUUCGCUGCUCAGGAGAUGGUGGGCUGUUUGGAGAUUGGGAACUCUGCUCGUACCGUGGGCUCCACGGCCAUGAACGCCGCUUCGUCACGUUCCCACGCUAUCUUCACCAUCAGCCUGGAACAGCGCCGUGGACGUGACAAGAACGAUUCGGUGGUCUCCAAAUUGCACUUGGUAGAUCUGGCUGGAUCCGAGAGGCAGAAGAAGACUAAAGCUGAAGGAGAUCGCCUGAAAGAGGGAAUCAGUAUAAACAGAGGCCUGCUGUCUUUGGGAAAUGUGAUCAGUGCACUCGGGGAUGAGAGCAAGAAGGGCACGUUCGUACCCUACAGAGACUCCAAGCUGACUCGUCUUCUGCAGGACUCCUUGGGAGGAAACAGUCACACCUUAAUGAUCGCGUGCGUCAGUCCGGCCGACUCGAACAUCGAGGAGACCAUCAACACGCUGCGUUACGCAGACCGCGCACGCAAAAUCAAGAACAAACCGGUUCUCAACGUGGAUCCUAGAGCUGCUGAGAUGAAACGGCUCAAGCAGCAGGUGCAAGAGCUCCAGGUGAUGUUGCUGCACGCUCGAGGGGGCGUGGCUCCUGUACUUUCAGGGUCCGAGGAAUCCGGGAACGCGUCGAAGGUCCUGGAGCGUAAUCGCAUUCUGCAGGAGCAGAACAGCAAGCUGAGUCGAGAGCUGAGCGAGGCCGUGGGACAGACCGCCCUCAUGUGUGAACGUGUCAUCAUGACGGAGCAAGUCAACGAGAAACUUCAGAGCAAACUAGAGGAACUGAGGCAGCAUGCUGCGUGUAAAGUGGACCUUCAGAAGGUAAUGGAGACACUAGAAGAUCAAGAGCUGAAGGAGAAUGUGGAGGUCAUCCGAAACCUUCAGCAUGUCAUCCUGGAGCUGCAACAUGAGAGUGCAGGGAUCGCAGCCACCAUAGACGCCAUGACCUCGGGCAAUUCCACGUCUCUGGAGGUCGACACAGAGGGUAACUGUGCAGAUACGAGCCGCAGUCCUGCCUCUGGAUCACCCCUGGCCAGCAGUUCUGAAGCUCAGCACAAGGACGCCUCUGAGACGUUCACUACCCAGCAUGCUCUGAGGCAGGCUCAGAUGUCAAAAGAGCUUAUUGAGCUCAAUAAGGUUCUUGCACUUAAAGAGGCCUUUGUCAAGAAAAUGUGCCAGAAUGACAGUCACCUGGAGCCCAUACAGACGGAAUACCAGGAGAACAUCAAAAACCUCCAGUCUGAAGUGGGAUCCCUACAGAAGGAGAAGGAAGAUCUGAUCCUUGCACUGCACUCUGCUAAGAAAGAUAACAAUCAAGCAAAGUUGAGUGAGCAGCGCAGGAAGAGGUUACAGGAGCUGGAAGGCCAGAUGACCGAGCUGAAGAAGAAACUCCAGGACCAGUCCAAGCUUCUGAAGCUGAAAGAGACAUCAGUACGCAGCGUCACUAAGCUCAACCAGGAGAUUCAGGCUAUGAAAGCUCAGAGAGUGCAGCUGAUGAGACAGAUGAAGGAAGACUCUGAGAAAUUUCGCAUUUGGAAGCUGAAGAAGGAUAAAGAAGUUUUGCAGCUCAAAGAAAAGGACCGUAAACGUCAGUACGAGAUGCUGAAACUGGAACGAGACUUCCAGAAACAGGCGAAUGUUCUGCGACGCAAAACGGAGGAGGCUGCUGCAGCUAACAAACGUCUGAAGGACGCUCUUCAGAAGAGAAGCGAAGUGGCCGAGAAACGUAAAGACACUCAGAAUCGCGGGAUGGAGGGAGUCGCAAGCAGAGUCAAGACCUGGCUGCUGAACGAGGUGGAGGUGCUGGUGAGUACAGAGGAAGCUCGACGCCACCUACAGGACCUUCUCGAGGACAGGAAGAUGUUAGCUGAGGAGAUUGUACAACUCCGCCAGCAGAUGGAUUCUGGAGAAAAACCGGUUGCUAAAGUCCGCCGCCGCACCCUGACCAUCUCUGAGCUGGAGGGAAAAGGAGAGCUGGAGGCUUCCAUCAGUAAACAAGUGGACAACCUGGAGACUGAGAUGGAGCUCAGGAGUGCUCAAAUCGCCGACCUUCAGCAAAAGGUUCUGGAUGCCGAUAACGAAGGCCGAAUGAAGCAGCGCUGGGACUCGAUCACCACCAUCUUGGAGGCCAAGAGCGCCUUGAAAAUUCUCAUGUCUGAGGUCGUGGUGGCCAAGACGGCAAACGCGAAGCUGGAGAGCGAGCUGAAGCAGGAACAGGCCAACCACGUAGACCUGCAGAAGAUUCUGUGUGAUGAAAGGAAGCUGAUGUCUACCAUGGACAUGGAGCACCAGAGACACCUUGUAGACCUCGAGCAGAGACACCAGGAAAAGGUCCUUUAUCUCCUCAGUCAGCUACAGAACAAACCCAUGGAGGAGGAAAAGCAGCAGGAGGAGGAAAAACAAGAGACAUCGAAGAGAGAAAGAGAGCUUCUGCAGCGUUUGAAGUUUCAGGAGGAGGAGCUUGAGAAGAUGAGAGAACUCACUGAGCAGAACCAGAAACUCCUGGAAGAAACAGAACAAUACAAACAGAAGUUACUUAUGGUUCAGUUGACCAGCGCAAAGAAAAUACCGCCAGCUGUAAGCGAGUCACCGGACACGUCGUUUGAAUAUAUUCCUCCUAAGCCGAAAUCCAAAACUUCCACGGCACGAGCACCUCUGCAGGAACCCACCAUCGACCUGGAUGAGCUGGUGUCUCCAUCGGAGUCUGAGAAGGAGGAGGACGAGUGGCGUCCGGAGAAGAAAGAAAGGAACAAACGAGGCUCCAAGAAGUGUAAAAUGACCGGGUGCGCGUGUAAGGGCCGAUGCGUCAACAAACUGUGCCGCUGCCGCAAAGGGCGACUGACGUGCGGCGAGAACUGUCUCUGUGACCACGAGAAGUGUCGGAACAUGGACAACCGUACCAGCAUGGACUUUGCUGAGAUAAACGAAGCCUCCAAAAACUCUGUUACGAUUCCUGAAGACCCCAUGGCUGUAAGCCCUCGAGAUGCCACCUUCUUCAGACCUCCUUGUGUUCCACCAACAAACAAGGAAAUCGGAGACAUCAGUAACCUGUCGUCGGUUCUGAAGCUGGAGAAGAAGCCUGUUCUGGCCGAUCCGGACAGCGAGAGCGAGGAGUCCGAAGAGUCCGUCAUGCCCAGCUUCCUGCGCAAGAACAAGCGAGGACUGAACAGCUUCAAGAACAGCUUCUUCUCCGGCUGCACUCCUGUCCGAGAGGAAUCCUGAAGCAGCAGGAACACUCACUCGUCCCUUUCACCUUUCUCUUCUCUUCUUUUCCUCCUUCAUGUACAUGUUGUCUUCUGCAUCUGAUCAUCUUUGUGUUAAAAUGUCUCCUGUCCGUCUGUUUUUGUGUCUUUUAACCCGAGCUCCUGUAACAUUAGUACCUUUUUGUAGUAAAAUAAUAAAUGAUUUUUUUGUUGUUGAAAUAAACCCAUCUUAGACAUUUUUUUUUUUACAUUUUGGAUUAUCCGGAGUUCUUUUAGAGACGUUUCUGAGAUGAUCUCAAAUUAUAAAUAGAUUUCAAUAAAAUGAUUCCAAUGUU